AUGGACGUGAGCCGCGUUGAUCCCGAGGAGGCGCUUGUCGAUGCGGACACGGUGGACCAUGCGGAUGUUUCUAUGGAGCUCGACGAGCAGGGCACCGGCGGGCCUGCUGAACAUGGCAAGGAGGAUAAAGUGCUCGUGUCUAUUCGCGUCCGCCCGACCGACACCGAGAUAGCAUGGGACCUCUCCGCCGCACAGACGCUCAAGCUCAUCCCCUCGCACGCGCGCUCCGCCUCUGCCCUACCGCAAUACCACUUCGACGAAGUCCUCACGGGCACCGCCAACCGCCCCGUGUACACGCGCGUCGCGCGGGGCCACGUGGGCGCCGCGAUGGACGGGUACAACGCGGUCGUGUUCGCGUACGGGCAGACGUGCAGCGGCAAGACCUUCACCCUCGUGCGUAUCACCCCCCAUCCCAGCUCACCCAUCGACAAUGAGGAGCCGGGGAUCAUCCCGCUCGCGAUGAAAGACGUGUUCGCGCACAUCCGGCGCACGCCCGCGCGCGAGUAUCUCCUGCGCUGCUCGUACAUCGAGAUAUACAACGAGCAGCUGCACGAUCUGCUCGCGGCGCCGUCGACGGCGGCGGCUGCGCCGGUGCAGCUGCUGGCUGGGGGCGUGCUCAGUCCGCUGCGGGAGGAGGUCGUGACGAGUCUCAAGGGCGUGCGCGCGGUGCUUGAGCGCGGGGCGAGGAAUAGGCGGACGGCGUGUACGGACUGGAACGAGCGGAGCAGCAGGAGUCAUAGUGUGUUUCGGCUGGUCAUUGAGAGUCGUGAGCGCGGCGCGACGGGUGAAUGCGGGGUAAAUGGGAGGACGACGCCCGCGGCGGCUGGUGGGAGGCAGACGCCGAGCAGGCCGCAGACGCCGUAUAGUCGGCCGUGUACGCCUGGUGGGACGCGGUUGCAGACGAUCGGGGGGCGGAGCGUGCAGACGAGUGUGCUGAGUCUGAUUGACCUAGCUGGGUCGGAGAAGGCGACGUCGGACAAGGAGCGGACGCGCGAGGGCAAGUUCAUCAACACCAGCCUGCUCACCCUCGGCACCGUCAUCUCCACGCUCGCCGAGAACGCGUCCAAGGCCAAGGCGGACCACGUCCCGUACCGCAACUCGAAGCUCACGCGGCUGCUGCAGCCCUCUCUCGCCGGCGACGCGCGCAUCAGCGUCGUGUGCACGAUCAACCCCGAGCCGGCGGCUGUCGGCGAGAGCACGAGCACGCUGGGCUUCGCGUCGCGCAUCAAGAAGGUGCAGCUGCACGCGCGCAAGAGGGAGGUGGUGGAUGCGGAUGCGCUCAUUGAGCGGUAUAGGAAGGAGAUCGAGGGGCUUAGAGCGCAGUUGGCGGCGCGGGAGGCGAUGGCUGCGGAGGAUCGCGAGGUUGCGCGCGCGGGGGAGCCGGCGGCGGCGGCGGCGGCGGCGGUGGGUGGGAGCGCGAGCAGCAGGCGGAGGGUGAGUAGGCAGGAGAGGGAGGAGGAGAGUGUGGCGAUGGGGGAUUUGAAUGCGCGGAUUCAGCAGCUGACGAGGCUGAUUCUGACGAGCCAGAGUGUGGGCGAUGCGAUUGAAGGCGUCGGGGGAGGGAGUGUCAGUGUCCCGGGGAGCCCGAGCAGGCUUGAUUUCGACAUGAGUCCGUAUCAGCUGCAGCAGGAGCUCCUCGCCGCGCGCCGGCAGAUCGACUCGCAGGCGAACCAGAUUCUCUCGCUCGAAGAGGCGCUGCUCGCGCGCCCGCUGAUCCCGCCCGACGCGCCCGAGUCGCAGAAGGACAGGCUGCUCGCGGAGCAGGGGCGCACGAUCCGCGAGCUCGAGAUCGUCGUAAGGGGGUACGAGGAGAAUCUCGGCGAGCCGCUGCGCGCUGUCAGGGAGGAUGUGGAGCACGAGUGGGAGGGGAAGGUGCAGGAGGAGCGGAGGAAAAGGGAGGAAGGGGAGGUGUGGGCGCGGGAGGUGGUCAGGGAGCUGGAGAGGGAGAAGAGGGCGCGUCAGAAGCUGGAGGAAGAGCGCCGUGCGCUCACGGCGUUUGUGUCCAAGUUUGAUUCGAUCGGGUCGAGU
Messenger RNA from Coniophora puteana RWD-64-598 SS2, 2028 nucleotides. RefSeq names its product kinesin-domain-containing protein. Gene Ontology annotation, molecular function: ATP binding; microtubule binding; microtubule motor activity. The record is from RefSeq and is a predicted model, not a curated record. NCBI's taxonomy places the organism in Eukaryota, Fungi, Basidiomycota, Agaricomycetes, Boletales, Coniophoraceae. The annotation marks the transcript as partial. Gene Ontology annotation, biological process: microtubule-based movement. The transcript is spliced from 7 exons.